Fusarium odoratissimum NRRL 54006 is the source of this 2088-nucleotide messenger RNA. Its product is annotated as acyl-CoA dehydrogenase. The transcript is spliced from 3 exons. Gene Ontology annotation, molecular function: flavin adenine dinucleotide binding; oxidoreductase activity, acting on the CH-CH group of donors. The record is from RefSeq and is a predicted model, not a curated record. Bases 268 to 1914 code for a protein of 548 amino acids. Lineage: Eukaryota; Fungi; Ascomycota; Sordariomycetes; Hypocreales; Nectriaceae.
CUCAUGACCUGAAGCGACAAGUUUUCCCCAGAAAAAAAGAUGAUAGAAUAUGGGGGUGGAGCUGAAGCACCAACAUGUGAUUGUAAUACUACCUAUGCUUUUGCCGAAGCAUGUUUUAAAAAAGGUUCAUGAAAGGCUUAUGAUCCCUUCUUCCUCCUUCUUUUUCUCCCAUAUUGUCGUGUUGGCCUUUUCUUUUGAUUCUGUGAUAUAUACCCUUUGACAGUUUUGAUUAUCCUUUUCCCAUCACAUCAGCAACACAAAGUCAACAUGUCUAAAGUCUUUACCACAGGCGACGUUGCGUCGCAUAACAAGCCCGGCGACUUGUACAUCAUUGUCGAUGGCGAUGUUUACGAUUUGACAAAAUUUCAAGACGACCACCCAGGUGGUAAGAAGAUUCUCCAGCGCGUCGGCGGCAAGGACGCUUCCAAGCAAUUCUGGAAGUACCACAACGAGGGUAUCCUCAAGAAGUACAAGAAGCAGCUUCAGGUCGGAUCUCUUGACUCCAAGCCCGCGGCCCCCGAGCCUAAGCCUGAGGCCAAUGCUGCUCCGGUGCCCGCGGCCCCUACACCCAAGGCCGUGAAGACUACACAGAAGGAGGUUGCUGCCAAGGAGGAAGACGCCGAGGCUCUUGAGCCUUUCGGCGACCAGAUUCCCUUUGCUGACCCUGCCUGGUACCAAAGCUACCACUCACCAUACUUCAACGAAUCUCAUGCUGCUCUCCGCGCCGAGAUCCGCGAAUGGGUUGAGAAAGAUAUCGAGCCUUAUGUCACCGACUGGGACGAGGCCAAGGAGGUCCCUGAGGAGAUCUAUAAGGAGAUGGGUCGUCGCGGUUACCUCGCUGGUCUUCUCGGUGUCAAGUACCCAACCCAAUAUGCUCCUCAAGGUAUCAAGUCUGUCGCUCCUGAGCAGUGGGAUCUCUUCCACGAGAUGAUCAUCACCGACGAGCUGUCCCGCACUGGCUCUGGUGGUUUCGUUUGGAACAUCAUCGGUGGCUUCGGUAUUGGCUGCCCUCCUCUUAUGAAGUUCGGUAAGAAGGAGCUCAAAGACCGUAUCAUGCCUGGUAUCCUUAGUGGUGAGAAGCGCAUUUGCUUGGCUAUCACUGAGCCUGAUGCUGGUAGUGAUGUCGCCAACCUGACCUGCGAGGCCAAGCUGAGCGAGGAUGGCAAGCACUACAUCGUCAACGGUGAGAAGAAGUGGAUUACCAAUGGUAUCUGGGCCGACUACUUCACCGUCGCUGUGCGAACUGGAGAGGCUGGUAUGAACGGUGUGUCUCUGCUCCUCAUCGAGCGUGGCGAGGGUGUUUCCACCCGACGCAUGCCUUGCCAAGGUGUCCUGUCUUCAGGCACAACAUACAUCACCUUCGAAGAUGUGAAGGUUCCCGUUGAGAACUUGCUCGGCAAGCAGAACCAGGGUUUCAAGGUCAUCAUGACCAACUUCAACCACGAGCGUAUGGGUAUUAUCAUCCAGUCCCUCCGAUUCUCUCGUGUCUGCUACGAGGAGUCCGUCAAGUACGGUAGCAAGCGACGCACAUUCGGCAAGAAGCUCAUUGACCACCCUGUUAUCCGCAUGAAGCUCGCUCACAUGGCUCGUCAAAUCGAGGCCUCAUACAACUGGCUCGAGAACCUCAUCUACCAGUGCGAGCGCAUGGGCGAGACAGAGGCUAUGCUUCGACUCGGCGGUCCUAUUGCUGGUCUCAAGGCUCAAUCUACCCUCACAUUUGAGUUCUGUGCCCGGGAAGCUAGUCAGAUCUUCGGUGGUCUGAGUUACUCUCGAGGAGGUCAGGGUGCCAAGGUCGAGCGACUGUACCGUGAUGUGCGAGCAUAUGCCAUCCCCGGUGGCAGUGAAGAGAUUAUGCUUGAUCUUAGCAUGAGGCAGAGUCUGAGAGUUGCAAAGGCUGUGGGUAUGAAGCUGUAAAAGCCGGAGUAGAGAUCAUUUGUAUAUAUAUUGCACCACCUUGGAGUUACUUAUUUGGCUAUGGCCUUGGUCUAGAUGUCAGGCCGAGUAGAGCGAAGAAUGAAUACCAGUUUUUACAAAUUCCAUGAUAAAUGAUGAACGAAUGGCUUGCGUGAAUUGGCAAUUCCUCCAGCG